GAAAAAUAAAGUUGGUCACUUUAACAAAACCUUGACAUCCCAUCCCUCAUCAAUCAUCCAUGGUGUUCCUGUUGCUGGGUGGAGCUUUACGCAAUCCCAUUAUACCCUCCAUCAUUCAUCAUCAUAAUCCCCUUCCAUGAUCCAUCUAUCAACUCUCCAAAACAAUCAAUCUUCCUCUUUUUCUCUCUCAAUUUCUCUCUACAAUCCAUCUAUUUCUUCUUCAUCCAAUGUUCUAUGUAUUAUUAUUCCCCACUUUUCUAUCUCACUUUCAAUCACACACCCUUUGAAACACAACAAAAAACACCCUUCAAUUUUUCACCAAUUUCAUUAAACCCCACUUCCCAAGUUUCGAUUUUUCCUCGAUUUUCCUGAACAAUAUCGAAUUUGCUUAUCUGGGUAUCUGUUAAAUUUUUUCCUCCACUUUCAUGGGUAACGUUGGAAGUAGCGGCGCUAACCACCGCCGGAGACACGGCGGAAGCGGAAGCGGCCGAAGGAUUCAUCCGCCACCUCACCCGCCGGUGGCGCCGCAGCCGGAAAUCGCGGCUAAUCGGUUUGUGUACCCUGCUGCCGCCACGCCGUAUCAUAACUACCCAGGUUACUAUCCCCCGCCGCCGACAACCGUGCCGGUGCCUUUGCCGGCACCGUAUGACCACCAUCACCGUCCUCCGAUGGACCCAAUGUGGGGGUGUUAUCAGGCGCCGCUGCCACCUGCGCCGUAUGUGGAGCAACGGGAAGCGGUUACUAUAAAGAAUGAUGUCAAUGUUAAGAAGGAGACCCUGAAGAUUGUGCCUGAUGAGGAAAAUCCAGGACACUUCCUUGUGUCAUUCACUUUUGAUGCCACUGUUUCUGGGAGUGUUACCGUACUUUUUUUCGCAAAAGAAGGUGAAGGUUGCAUCCUUACCCCAAUGAAGGAAAACGUUCUUCCACCCGUGACCGUAAAUUUCCAGCAAGGUCUUGGCCAGAAGUUUAGACAACCAGCUGGAACUGGUAUCAAAUUUUCAGAGUUUGACGAAGCUGAGUUGUUGAAAGUGGGGGACAUGGAUGUCUAUCCUGUAGCAGUUAAAGCAGAUGCAUCCUCUGGCGACCAUGAUGGAUCAGAAGAAACUCCAGCAUCUGGUAACACAAACUCUCAGAUAACUCAAGCAGUGUUUGAGAAGGAGAAAGGAGAAUUCCGGGUGAAGGUUGUUAAGCAGAUUUUGUGGGUGAAUGGGAUGAGGUAUGAGCUGCAGGAGAUAUAUGGUAUUGGAAAUUCAAUGGAGAGUGACUUGGAUGGGAAUGACCCAGGAAAAGAGUGUGUUAUCUGCUUGUCAGAGCCUCGGGACACAACUGUCCUCCCAUGCCGCCAUAUGUGCAUGUGUAGUGGAUGUGCAAAGGUUUUGAGGUUCCAGACAAAUAGAUGUCCAAUCUGCAGACAACCAGUUGAGAGGCUUUUGGAGAUCAAAGUUAGGCCUGAGCCUGAGGAAUGAAGAAGAUACAGAGUUACUCACACAAGCUUCCUGUACAGUCCAACUGUUUUAGUUAUUACUUUAUCAGGGUUUUUCAAUAAUCCAAAAAAAAAAAAACAUUUGGAAUUCAUGUAUGACCAUUAUCUUUAACAUGGACAACAUGCUGGCAUUGCACCUGACUUGUAUUAUAAGUCAAUGCCUCCGUCAUGCUUGUUUGGUUUUUUUUUCCUAAUUUCUAAAUGGCUUCCCUUCUGAA
Lotus japonicus is the source of this 1701-nucleotide messenger RNA. RefSeq names its product probable E3 ubiquitin-protein ligase LOG2. Gene Ontology annotation, biological process: protein ubiquitination. Lineage: Eukaryota; Viridiplantae; Streptophyta; Magnoliopsida; Fabales; Fabaceae. Gene Ontology annotation, molecular function: ubiquitin protein ligase activity. The record is from RefSeq and is a predicted model, not a curated record. The transcript is spliced from 3 exons. The coding region runs from base 426 to 1466 and encodes 346 amino acids.